UGUUAUUGUUAGUAUUUCACAUCAUUCAUUUACAUAUAUAUAUAUUUAUAUGUAUAUAUGUAUGUAUAAAUAAAUCAAAAAGAAAUAAUUUUUAUCUUCCAGUUGCUGCUAAUGUAGAAGAAUAUUUUCUUGAAUUUGUGACUGUGGCUGCCAUGGAUGAUGAUGAUGCUUUAAGAACCUCAGCUCUUUCCCUUGACAUGGAAUCUUUAGGGCUUGACAGCGACACCCCAGGUUUGAAAACAUACCGUAAUCUGGGGCUUAAAGAAACUUUUAAGCAAAAUCAUGGAAACCCGAAAGUUCUAUCACUUCUUUCUUCACUUCUGGAGAGAUCUGUCCAAAUGAAUGAAACGAUACUUGAGACCACACAAACUAAGGAUGUUCUGACAAUUUUUCAUGGUUCAAGAGCACCAGCUCUUACCAUUAAAGAGUACAUCGAUCGUAUUUUCAAGUACUCGCGUUGCAGCCCGUCAUGUUUUGUUGUUGCACGGGUGUACAUGGAUCGGUUUAUUCAGUACGGAAAUGUCAAUUUGACGUCUCUUAGUGUUCAUCGCCUUCUCAUAACCAGUAUAAUGCUUGCUGCUAAGUUCAUUGACGAUGCAUUUUACAACAAUGCAUAUUACGCAAAAGUGGGAGGAGUAACAACAGCGGAGUUAAACAGAUUGGAGAUGAAGUUCUUAUUCGGCCUGGACUUCCGACUCCAUAGAGAUGUGAAAGAAUAGGCAUUUGACAGUAACUAAAGCAGUCAAGCUGUAAACAAUGGCGAACAGACGAACAAAAUCGAUUCUAGUCUACCAAGUUGCUCAGUCCAAGUCUUGAAAUACAAGACUUGUUCAGUUUGAUUGUCCCGGCUGGGUCUUUCCUCUUUUUUUUAGGUUUUAGUGUAUCUUUAAAAUUUGUAUUGUUAACUAAUUUGAAAUUGUUUUAAAAUAAAAGCCACUUUUUGGAUUUUAAAGACAAAGUCUUCAACAAUUUGAUCUGAUGCAAGAUAUAAGAUCUACUAGCACAGUACCCGUGUGAUGGUGACGGUUACUGGUGAUGAUGGUGGUGGCUGGUAUAAGUAAUUGUUGUAAAAGUAAUUAUCUAUAGGGGUGGUGAAGAUAUUUUAGAAGAUAAUGAAUUUGUGGUGUAUUUCGUUAA
Molecule: messenger RNA, 1137 nt
Organism: Erigeron canadensis
Lineage: Eukaryota; Viridiplantae; Streptophyta; Magnoliopsida; Asterales; Asteraceae
Product: cyclin-P3-1-like
Exons: 4
Coding region: 153-719 (188 amino acids)
Biological process (GO): regulation of cyclin-dependent protein serine/threonine kinase activity
Molecular function (GO): protein kinase binding
Source: RefSeq, a predicted model, not a curated record